AUGUCCUCCGUCCACGAUAACGCCUCCUCGCCGCUCCCGGUUGAUGGGGUGAGCAAGCGCAAACAGGGUUCUGCGGCCUGUGUUCACUGCCACCGGCGCAAGGUUCGCUGCGAUGCCCGAGUUGUCGGAACCCCCUGCACCAACUGUCGCACCUCUGGCAAGCCUGACUGCCGCAUCCACGAGAAGAAAAAACGUCUCGCAGUGCGCUCGAUUCUUGAUCCCGUUCCGAUCCGAUCUCGGCCAUUACCGACAUCUGAUCAUGCAGCCCACCCUACAACUUCAGCCGGCACGCCGCUGCCGCCAAGCUUUCCAACUGCAUUUGGGGGUGGUGUCCCUGCAAUUGCAAGCAAUCCCCCGCAGCAAACCUUCCUGUCCAAUGCCGCGGAGCCGUUUCGCCAAGGCCCAGACCUGUCACACGCCCAUGAAGCGCACACGGAGAUGGAACAACACCUUGUGAAACUGAUUGAUGAAGAAGAGUCUGGCCGGAGAGAGAUCCAACGAGGCGUGCGAGCCUUUUAUGUGGGCCAUGAACACUCUAAUAUGUCGUUCCUUAUUCGUCAGCAGCGAGACCAGGAUGACGAUGUAUACCAUUUCGCCAGCAAUGAGAUUCCCAGGCGACAAAUGAAGACUGGCCAUGAUCAGCUUCUCAUGGAUGCGCUCACACUUCCUGAACCGGCCUUGGCGGAUGAGCUAGUCCAAGCAUACUUCAACUUUGUCAACCCAGGAUAUCCAAUUGUCGACGAGGACCUGUUUAUGACACAAUACCGAAAUCGAGAUCCCGCAGAUCCUCCCCCAAUUCUGCUACUCCAGGCGAUCCUUCUGGUUGGAGCUCAUGUCACCCGUGGGAAAGCUGACCGCGACGCUUUGAAAGAGAUCUUCUUCCGCCGCACCAAAUACCUCUUCGACAACCGUAUCGAGCGCAACCGGGAUAUUCUAGUUCAAACAGCCUUGUUAUUGACUUGGCAUUCGGAUAGCGCCGACGAUGAUGUCGCGGCGGAUGCUCAUUUUUGGGUUGGUGUGGCUGCCCGAAUCGCUACCGGCUUGGGAAUGCAUCGCAAUCCCGUCUCAGGCCGUUUUGUUACUCGAGAUAGGCGAAUGUGGAGACGCACCUGGUUCAUUCUAGUACAGUUUGAUGUCAUGAUUUCUCUUUCAUAUGGUCGGCCACAGGCGAUCAACCUGGACGACUCUGACGUUUCAUCAUUAACACUGGCCGAUUUUGAGAAUUGUGGGCCUCACGUGCAAGCCGAAUUCGUGAUACACUUCACCGAGCUGUGCACCAUGAUAUCUUAUCUUAUACGGGACCGGUUCGGCCUUAGGGCCAGCGAUGAGCGACGGAAAGCCGUCCUCCAAGAAGCGGACGAGUCCCUGGCGAACUGGUCAUUAAAACUUCCCGACAACCUACGGCUCCGAGCGUCUGAUAUGGAUCCAUGGUCUGCUAUGCUGCAUCUCACUUAUAACAACUUCCUUAUUCUACUUCAUCGACCCCAUCCAAGAGCAUCGGCUUACUCCGACGACUAUGGUCCUCAUGACGCCGAGAUUUGCAGUGCUGCUGCUGGAGUGAUUGCUUCUAUCUUCGAGGAGUUGAGACUCAAUGAUCGACUGAAGUUCUUGUGGUACACCGGUGUCCACACGUUGUUCACGGCCAUGAUCCAAGUCCGUGUGGAACUUCGCUUCUCCAAUCCGGUCCUUGCAAUUAAUGCGCUCCGCCGAUUCGACUCUGCGUCUUACUCAUUACGAGAAUUAGCCCAGUACUGGGUUCACGCAGGCACGAUUCUCCGGCUCUUCGAAGACUCCAAGCGUCUCCAGGAAGACUUGCGAAUGGCAACUAGCGACCGGUCCAAGUCAUAUAAUGGCAUUCCAUCCUCCAGCAAAAUGCCUCUCACGGCCGCCGAGGCAGCUGCCGCCUUGCAGGCUGUACACACACCACGGCCCAUGUCUUUUGGUGUCCCGACACCUGAAUCCUCACACACGCCAAUGCAGCAGUCAACACUAUCACCGCAACCGAACCCGCAAUUCGAUAAUUGGAUCACAGCGCCUCUUCGACUCAACGUCGGCCCCCUGGAAAGAAACGACCCUUACUCGAACGCCAUCCAGGUCGACCAAAUGGACCAAACCCGUGACUAUCCUGAUUGGAGGCAGCUGUUCUCCUUUACGGAUUCUGAUCUUGCAGUCCCCCAUGCUGGCGAGAGUCUUCUCGAGCUGGAAGAUGAAUGGAGGCAGAUCUACUGGCAAGAUACACCGAUGGCUGACCUAAUUCAAGAUACCACCUGGAUUCCUGGUUAG
Molecule: messenger RNA, 2283 nt
Organism: Penicillium malachiteum
Lineage: Eukaryota; Fungi; Ascomycota; Eurotiomycetes; Eurotiales; Aspergillaceae
Product: Zn(II)2Cys6 transcription factor
Exons: 3
Coding region: 1-2283 (760 amino acids)
Biological process (GO): DNA-templated transcription; regulation of DNA-templated transcription
Molecular function (GO): DNA binding; zinc ion binding; DNA-binding transcription factor activity, RNA polymerase II-specific
Source: RefSeq, a predicted model, not a curated record